Trematomus bernacchii (emerald rockcod) is the source of this 1130-nucleotide messenger RNA. RefSeq names its product zinc finger BED domain-containing protein 1-like. NCBI's taxonomy places the organism in Eukaryota, Metazoa, Chordata, Actinopteri, Perciformes, Nototheniidae. The record is from RefSeq and is a predicted model, not a curated record. The transcript has 3 exons. Bases 49 to 840 code for a protein of 263 amino acids.
CCUGAAGACCACACGGGGCAAAACAUCGCCCAUGGACUGAGGGAAGCGAUGGCUGCUUGGGGGUUAAAAGAGGAUAAACUCGUCUGUAUGACUACGGACAAUGCCGCAAAUAUAAAGCUGGCGGCUGAGGUCAAUGGAUGGAUGAGGCUCCAGUGUUUCGGGCAUAGACUCCACUUGGCCAUAGAGAAUGCAAUGAAGGAUCCCAGGAUCGGCCGUGCAAUGGGGCUUUGCAAGAAGCUGGUCAGCAGCUUCUCCUACAGUUGGAAAAAGAAGAGGGAACUUGCAGUGGCACAGCAGCAGCUGAAUCUGCCUGAACACUCCCUAAAGACAGAAUGUCCAACCAGAUGGGGAUCUAGGCAGGCCAUGAUCGACAGGGUCCUCGAGCAGCAGAAGGCCAUUGCCCAGGUCCUUUCCAGCGACCGAAAAACCAGACAUCUCUCCCUCACGUGGCAGGACGUUGAUGUACUGGAGGCAAUCAAUAAGUCGCUUAGCCCUCUGGUGGAAUUCACAGACGCACUUUCUGGAGAGAAGUAUGUAAGUGUGUCUUUUUUUAAACCAACCCUGCACCUCUUCAACAACUCAUUGCUGGCAGUGCAGGAGGAUGACACAGACCUCACAAAAAGCAUAAAAAAGAAGAUACUAGACUAUCUCAAUGAUAAAUAUGAUGACGCAGCGACACAAGAGCUGCUUGACAUGGCCUCUGCCCUGGACCCGAGAUUCAAGCUCAAAUAUGUCAGUGAGGACAAUCGAGGAUCCAUUGAAGCCAGCCUGACAACUGAGAUGAGGAGGGUGAUGACACUCAUGGAGAACGCCCCUCUUGAGACGGGUGCCUGCAGAUGACACGGAGGAUGCUGCUGCAGCUGCACCAAAGAAGAAAAAGAAGGGACUGGGGAGCUUCUUCAAGGCCACCGUAGACCAAGCUGCAGAACCUCAACCUGCUCUGGAAAAGGACAAGGCCAUAGCUCUUGAGCUACAGUCCUACCUCCAGGCAGUGCCACUGGAUGCUGAGGAGGACCCACUAAAGUGGUGGAGGGAAUCCCGGAAGUUCUACCCACGGCUCUCCAUCCUGGCAAGGAAGUAUCUGUGCAUCCCAGCCACAAGUUCCUCUUCAGAGAGGGUCUUCAGUACAG